Molecule: messenger RNA, 1709 nt
Organism: Zeugodacus cucurbitae (melon fly)
Lineage: Eukaryota; Metazoa; Arthropoda; Insecta; Diptera; Tephritidae
Gene: Yeti
Product: craniofacial development protein 1
Exons: 3
Coding region: 309-1331 (340 amino acids)
Source: RefSeq, a predicted model, not a curated record
GAAUCUUUGAAAACUUUAUUUUUUAAUGAAACGCACAUUAUAAUGUAUACAAUUUCAGAUUGUAAAAUUAUUCGUUAAAUGGUGUGCGUUAUUAAAUAGCGGCAACCAUGGCGAUGAAAAUCAGCUGGUAAUUGCUUGUAAGCAUCGCUGAAAACGAAAGAGAAGACUAAAGCGGAAUAGGAAUACAAAAGUGAUUUUUCGAAAGACACAUAUGUAUAUAUAAACUUAAAUUUGCAUUUAAUGCCAUCAGUGUGGAGUGCUAAUAUAAAUUAUUCUUUAAACGUUUAUUAAAAGCAACAAUUAUCAAAAUGAAUCCAGAGGUGGAAUUACAUGAUAGCGAUGAAAGUGACAGUGAUUUUUGCCCAGAGAAAGAAGCCGGCAUUGAAGUUUCAGAAGAGGCUUCCAGUGAAAUUUCGAGUUGUAGCGACGAAGAUGCCGGUAGCCCUAAAAAUACACACAAAAAACCACCAAGUAAAAGUUCCGAUAGCACUAAAAAACAAGUGAAAAAAGUAAAAAGUAGAAAACGUGCACGUGCCGCCCAAGACGAGGUACAUUCGAGUGAUACAGAUGAUGAUGAGCGUACGACAGCAGACUCAGAGCGCAAGCGCAACACGCGACAAACAGAUGCGGCGAAACGACUAUGUAGUGGUAGAGAAAAAGACACCUUAGAAUCGGAAGAAGAAGAUAAAUCUAGAUCCGAUGCACUUUGGGCAGAUUUCCUGGGCGAUGUGAAACCUAAAAAUUCCGAACCAACAACAAAAGCCAAAGCGCAGGCAAGUACUGCCACCGUCAAUGGCGUAUCCGCAGCCAGUGCGACUAAUGGACUCCAUACUCCAAAGCAGCCUGCAGUUAAAAGCGAAGAAAAAAAAUCUACCUCUGAUGAAAAACCAGCAGAAAUGAAAAAAACAGUUAAAGUUACAGUGACCGAAGUUUUGGAUUUUGCGGGUGAAGAAGUGCGUGUAGAAAAAGUUGUCAACGCUGAUAGUGUUAAAGAGAAUAAAGAGACGGUGAAGCGUCCAGUAGCAAGCACAUCUGCAUUGAGAGCUGGUUUGCCAGCGGGUUUAAAAAGACCAAUGGCUGGUGGCAGCGGCGGUGGCAGUGGUUUAGGCUCAAUACUCAACCAGAUCGGCAAAAAGAAGAAAAUAUCCGUACUAGAAAAGUCACAGUUGGAUUGGAAGAGCUUCAAGCAAAACGAGGGUAUUGAAGAGGAGCUGCAAACAUUCAACAAAGGCAAAGAUGGCUACUUGGAGCGCCAAGAUUUCCUACAACGCACCGAUUUACGACAGUUUGAAAUUGAAAAGAACCUACGCCAGUCAAGGCGCACCAACUAAAUCCUACCAUAGUUUUAUAAUUUACUAUAAUUAAUAUUUAAACAAAUUUAAAUUGACACAUUCUGAACUAGCUAUGUAAUUAUUUAAAUACAUAAGUAACUGAUACAAAUUAUAUGCUACAUUUACAUAUAUAUUCAUAAAACUUAUUUGGUGUUGUUCAAAUUGACCACUUGAUAACCGCCUAUUGUAUUCUACAUAUAAUAAAACACAUACUAUGAAAACAAUAUUCAUAGAAAAUAGCAACAACUAUAAAACAGGAAUGCUUAUUGGUAAAUGUUGUGGAUCCAUAAUUAUCAACAAGAGGAAUAUUUAAUAAAGUGAAAAUCAAAUACUAUAAAUGUAUGUGGGAUUAUCAAAUAAAGUGACAAUUAGCCAGAA